Musca domestica (house fly) is the source of this 1902-nucleotide messenger RNA. Its product is annotated as fatty-acid amide hydrolase 2-A. Lineage: Eukaryota; Metazoa; Arthropoda; Insecta; Diptera; Muscidae. The transcript has 8 exons. The record is from RefSeq and is a predicted model, not a curated record. Bases 120 to 1772 code for a protein of 550 amino acids.
AACAAAUAAUCAAUUAUUUGUCUUUCGGUCGGUCGUUGUUUCACACGCUUUACAUUUCGCAAAGUCCUAACUCGAUUACAUUUCUUCCAUAACCGUCCAAUUUUUAACCUCACCAAACCAUGAACUUAAAGUCGCAAUUGGAAGCUCGUCGAAUUAACUUGUUUAGCGUUAGGCGUGUAUUCAAACUAUUCAGAAUGAGUGCUUUCCUGAGGGUUCUGGCAUUUAUAAUUAAUGCGGUGGCCUAUAUCGUCAAUGAAAUAACCAAUCUAAUAAUACCCAGACGUGCCCCGAUCUAUCCGCCAAUAGAAAAUCCCCUAUUGCUGAAAUCGGUGAAUGAGCUGUUGACUGAUCUCAAAGGGAGGAAGAUAACUUCCUAUGAAAUUGUCACCACCUACAUUGCUCGCAUUAAGGAAGUCAAUGCCAGACUUAAUGCCGUCAUUGAAAAUCGUUACAUGGAGGCGAUUAAAGAGGCACGCCAUGCUGACAAUUUAAUAAGUCAAGCCAAAGAUGAGUUCCAACUUUUGAUGCUGUUUAGCCGUUAUCCAUUGUUGGGUAUACCUUUUACCGUUAAGGAAGCGUGUGGUGUAAAAGGCCUCUCAUAUUCUGUGGGCAGUGUGGCCAGAAAAGAUGAAAAAUCUCCCGAAAAUGGCGAUGCUGUUGAACAGAUGAGAGCUGCCGGUGCCAUUCCUCUACUGGUGUCAGCAAAUCCAGAAUUUUGUUUAGCCUUUGAUGGUGAGACAAUAGUUUAUGGCAAGUGUCUAAAUCCCUAUGAUAUGCGGCGCUCAUCUGGCGGCUCCUCAAGUGGAGAGGGUACCCUCAAUGGUGCUGGUGCCUCUACAUUUGGUUUAGCCUCUGACAUUAGUGGCUCUAUACGUUUGCCAUCGCUGUUUUGCGGUGUGUUUGGUCAUAAACCUACCGGUGGCCUGAUUUCAGUUAAGGGUCAUUAUCCCUACAGUACCAAAGAAGAAGAUUUUCCAUAUUACUUACAAAUGGGUCCAAUUACUAGGUUUGCCAAAGAUUUGCCAUUGUUGCUGCAAGUUAUGGCCGGAGAGAAUGCCAAGAAGUUGAAACUGACGGAGGAAAUUGAUUUUCAAAAGCUGAAGAUUUAUUAUAGCUACUCAAUGGGAAAUUUUCUACAUGUUCCGGUAGAUUUUGAAAUCAAAUUAGCUAUAACAAGGGCGGUAAAAUGUUUUGAAAAAGGUGGUAUUGCCACAGAAGAGCUACAUUUGAAAGAAUUCCAAAAUGCCAUUGAAAUAUGCCUUUCAUCAUUGGCCAGCAUCAAAGGACUUCCCAGUAUCGUAACCCAAUCGGUCGAAAACAAACCCAAUAAACUGCAAAUAAUUCAGAAAAUUGCUCAAAGUCUGUUUGGUUUGGUACCCUAUACCACCAUGCCGCUUUUUGUGGAGUUAAUGAUACUUGUUAAUGCAUUUAUUCCCACCAAGGAAUCAGCACGAUGGAAGGAGGAGGUCAAACAGCUACGGACCAAAUUGGGGAACUUACUUGGCACCAACGGUGUUUUAAUCCUACCUACCUAUCAUAAAACUGCCAACUUCUUCAAUGGAUGUUCUUUUCUGAACAUAAGUGGUACCAUUUUUAUGCUACUCUUCAAUGUCUUAGGCUUCCCAGCGACCCAUGUACCCAUGGGAUUGGAUCGCAGAGGAUUACCGGUAGGCUUUCAAGUUGUGGCUGCCCCUUAUAUGGAUAAAUUAUGCCUUCAAGUUGCCGCUGAAAUGGAGGCGGCCUUUGGUGGUUGGGUUCAACCUCAGAAAUAGAAUUUGUAAGAUGUUGUCAAUGGUUUGCAGCUGUGCCGAAUAGAAUUCUAUCGAAUGUCCAUUACAACGGAACUGAUAUAAAAAUAUGAAUAAUAUUAACCUAUUUGGAACAACUCUAGUUUAGUAAAAA